Molecule: messenger RNA, 531 nt
Organism: Leptosomus discolor (cuckoo roller)
Lineage: Eukaryota; Metazoa; Chordata; Aves; Leptosomiformes; Leptosomidae
Product: keratin, type II cuticular Hb2-like
Biological process (GO): intermediate filament organization; keratinization
Cellular component (GO): keratin filament
Molecular function (GO): structural constituent of skin epidermis
Source: RefSeq, a predicted model, not a curated record
AUGUUGGGUACUUCUGUUAUUGUGCAAAUGGACAACGAUGAAGCGGACGUGGAUGACAUCACCGAUGUCAAAGCUCAACAUGACGACGUCGCCAAAAGAAGCCAGAGCGAGGCAGAGUCCUGGCGCUACAGCAAGUAUGAGGAACCGAGAGAAACCACUGGCAAACACCAUGACAGCUCACGUAACACAGAGAAUGAAAUUGCGGAGCUGAACUGGGUGAUUCAGAGACUUACUGGAGAAUGUGAAAACACCAAAGCCCAGAGACGCAAACUGGAAGGAGCCAUUGCUGAAGCCGAGGAGCACGGGGAAGCGGUUGACAAGGAUGCAAAGUGCAAACUCGCUGAGCUAGAGGUAUCCCUGCAGAAGGUGCAGCAGGACACGGCCUGCGAGUACCAGGAGCUCAUGAACGUCAGGCUGGCCCUGGGCAUUGAGAUCGGGACCUACAGGAAGCUGCUGGAGGGAGAAGAGAGCCGACCUUUAUGGGGCAAAUAUGCUGCUGCUUUCGCUGUCGGCAAGCGCAACGUAUGCUAA